CCUGGCGUCUAACGUUGCCUUGGAGUGGUGUCGGCGCGCCUCCUCACUCAGCUCUCCGCCGAGCAGCCCAGCGCAAGACCAGCCCAGCAGCGGACAUGUCGGACAGUGGUGGGUGUCAGGAGCCCCCCAACGGCCGCGAGGGGAGCAUGGCGACGCGGCCGGACAGACCGUCGGUGGGCAACCGAGUGACGGUGGUGCUGGGCGCGCAGUGGGGCGACGAGGGGAAGGGCAAAGUGGUGGACCUGCUGGCUCAAGACGCCGACAUGGUGUGCAGAUGUCAGGGUGGCAACAACGCGGGACACACAGUAGUGGUAGACUCAGUGGAGUACGACUUUCACCUCCUCCCCAGCGGCAUCAUCAACCCCAAGGUCACCGCCUUCAUCGGUAACGGCGUCGUGAUCCACCUUCCAGGCCUGUUUGAAGAGGCCGAAAAGAACGAGCGCAAAGGGAAAAGUCUCAAAGGCUGGGAGAAAAGGUUGAUCAUCUCCGACAGAGCGCACAUCGUGUUUGACUUCCACCAAGCCGUGGAUGGCGUUCAGGAACAGCUGAGGCAAGAGCAAGCAGGCAAGAACCUGGGGACGACAAAGAAAGGCAUCGGUCCGGUUUAUUCUGCCAAGGCGGCACGCAGCGGCCUCAGGAUAUGUGACCUUCUGGCAGACUUCACACAUUUCUCAGAGAGGUAUAAAGUCUUGGCCCAGCAGUACCAGGACAUGUACCCCAGUCUGCAGAUAGAUGUGGAGGGCGAGCUCGUCAAGCUAAAGGAUUACGUGGAGCAGAUCAAGCCCAUGGUGAGGGACGGUGUGCACUACAUGUACGAGGCUCUACAUGGGCCUCCCAAGAAGAUCCUGGUGGAGGGAGCCAACGCGGCGCUGCUGGACAUCGACUUUGGGACGUAUCCGUUUGUGACAUCGUCCAAUUGCACGGUGGGCGGCGUGUGCACAGGCCUGGGCAUGCCGCCGCAGAACGUGGGCGAGGUUUACGGCGUGGUCAAGGCCUACACCACCCGAGUAGGCAUCGGUGCCUUCCCCUCUGAGCAGAGCAACGAGAUCGGCGAGCUGCUUCAGAGCCGCGGCAAAGAAGUGGGCGUGACCACGGGCCGUAAGAGGCGAUGUGGUUGGCUGGACCUGGUGCUCAUCAAAUACGCGCACAUGAUCAAUGGCUUCACAGCUUUAGCAUUGACCAAACUGGACAUACUUGACGUCUUGCCAGAGAUCAAAGUGGGCGUGGCCUACAAAGUCAACGGGCAAACUAUACCGCACUUCCCAGCCAAUCAGGAAGUGCUCCUGCAGGUGGAUGUGGAAUACGAGACGCUGCCCGGCUGGAAGAGCGACACGUCGGCCGCCAGGACCUUCGACCAACUCCCCGAGAACGCCCAGAAAUAUGUCUCCUUCAUCGAGGAACACGUGGGCGUGCCUGUCAAAUGGAUCGGUGUAGGGAAGUCUCGGGAGUCCAUGAUCCAGCUCUUCUAGAUCAGAAGCAGCCUGUCAACAGCCUCUCCCUGUCACACACACACACACACACACACACACACACACACACACACACACACACACACACCCACAGCCUGCACUACCUGACUGGACUCUGAUUUCAGACAUGACUUCCGUGUCUCGUCUCGGAACGCUUUCACACCUUGUACUGUCUCAAGUCGGCCUCUCUGCUUCACGCGGGGAUUUUAUACCAGACCCUCAAUAAACUCCCACCAGCGCCUGGAGACAACCUGCUAACAUUAAUAUCACACAGUUUUAAAUGUGCUGUGUGCCGCUCCGUUGUUCUGUGUUGGGUUUUAUUCUGACAGUCAGGUGGACGGCACUUCCUGACAUAAAAGGGAUCUUUUCGCAUUUUAACUUUUUAAUGUCACUCAACCAAAAAACAUGUUUUUAAUCUCUUAGCUGCUGAUAUCUUCCAAAAAAAUAACGUUGCUGUCUUCACACCUUUCUUCCUUUUAGGUUUUAUUUUGAAAGGGUGGAUUGUCCCCAUGUUAAAGCACUACUUGUGUCCUAUUCGAAGUCACUCGCUGAUUUGUUUCUUGUUGUCGUUACUGUUGCACUUUUUCUAAUGCCAUAAAACUCACUCCUACGGAUCCAAAGCAAAUAUCCUCUUGGAGCUGAACGUCCCAUCCUGGCAGUGAGACAUUAAAUGUGGGGAGGUGGAAA
This is a messenger RNA of Nerophis lumbriciformis (worm pipefish), 2156 nucleotides long. The record is from RefSeq and is a predicted model, not a curated record. NCBI's taxonomy places the organism in Eukaryota, Metazoa, Chordata, Actinopteri, Syngnathiformes, Syngnathidae.